AUGAGCAUGGCUAAUCAUGUGUAUGGACAAGAAUGGACUAGUCUAGGACAAGUCCUAUGCCAUUUUUCUUGGCCUUGUAAUUAUGUUUGCUCGAGGGGUAAACCCAAUGGCGAUCCAGUGUACAACCAGCUGAUUGUCCAUGAAUGUCUGUGGCUGUCCUUGGCUGCAUUUUUAGCUGGCCAUAGCUGUCCAUCAGUAAAUAGAUUUGGCAACAUCGUAAAAAGGAGGCGGCCUGGAAAACUACAACGACUUCCCAUAAAUGUUUACAAAUCCGCUAUAUCUGACGAACACAAUCAAGCCUAUAAGGAGUUUUCGGAAGCAAUAACGGAAACCGAGAGAAUUCUAAUGAGAUCUAACAAACGAAUGGAAAUUCGUGGAAAAAGAGGCAGAGGUGUUCCAGUUCUUAUAAGCAAGGAUGAAAUUUUCUUUAUUGGUGCCCGCCACCAAUUCUACUCGGCUGUCAUAUGA
This is a messenger RNA of Acanthoscelides obtectus, 468 nucleotides long. NCBI's taxonomy places the organism in Eukaryota, Metazoa, Arthropoda, Insecta, Coleoptera, Chrysomelidae. The record is from the annotation of a GenBank genome assembly.